Mauremys mutica (yellowpond turtle) is the source of this 2121-nucleotide messenger RNA. RefSeq names its product acid phosphatase 7, tartrate resistant (putative) (gene ACP7). Gene Ontology annotation, molecular function: acid phosphatase activity; metal ion binding. The coding region runs from base 299 to 1606 and encodes 435 amino acids. The transcript has 14 exons. NCBI's taxonomy places the organism in Eukaryota, Metazoa, Chordata, Testudines, Geoemydidae. The record is from RefSeq and is a predicted model, not a curated record.
UUUUCCUUCCCCAUUUCCCCCCCAUCUUGUGACCUGCUCUAAUGUUGCAACACCGGCCUCUGGAUAACCCAGCCGGUCAGGUCAAGCCGGCGUCUCCGCCUGCCUGCGCCCCGUCCCCUCCUGCGUGGAAUCCCUGAGGAGCUGCCUGGCCUCACCGCUGACGUAUCAGGCUGUGGAAAUCAGAGCCGCGCGGUGCUGACUCAGGACCACGGGAGGAUCUGACCCGCUCACAGGCCAGCGCCCCACGGCUUUCGUUUCCCCGUCCCUCUCCCGCACAGCCGGGAAGAGCAGGACGAGGAUGGGGCCGCACGGCUGGCUCUGCCUGCUCUGCCUGGUGCUCCCCUGGCUGCUGUGCCAGGGCAAGAGCCGCACCCAGCCCGAGCAAGUGCAUCUCUCCUACCCAGGCGACCCCACCGCCAUGACCGUCACCUGGACGACCUUUGACCCGGCCGGCUCCAUCGUGGAGUUCGGCCCGGAGCCGAGCAGGGUCUUCACCUCCUCCGCCCAGGGCCAUGCCAGCCGGUUCGUGGACGGCGGCUGGUUGCGCCGCAGCAUGUUCAUCCACCGGGUCACCCUGCAGGGCCUGGCCCCUGGGCAGCACUAUGCUUAUCGCUGCGGGAGCCCGCGGGGCUGGAGCCGGCCCUACAGCUUCCGGGCUCUGCAGAAUGGCACCGACUGGAGCCCGCGUCUCGCUGUCUUCGGCGACAUGGGGAACGUCAACCCCCAGUCCCUGCCCAGGCUCCGGCGCGACACGCAGCAGCGCAUGUACGACGCGAUCCUGCACGUAGGGGAUUUUGCCUAUGACAUGGACGAGUGUAACGCCAUGGUUGGAGACGCCUUCAUGCGCAAGAUCGAGCCCGUCGCUGCGUCGGUGCCGUAUAUGACGUGCCCAGGGAACCACGAGGAGAAAUACAACUUCUCCAACUACCGUGCCCGAUUCAGCAUGCCUGGUGACACGCAGGGCCUGUGGUACAGCUGGGACAUCGGCCCUGCCCACAUCAUCUCCUUCUCCACCGAGGUGUAUUUCUACCUGAACUAUGGCCGCCACCUCGUCCAGGAGCAGUACCGAUGGCUAGAGAGAGACCUACAGGAGGCCACGCGGCCGGAUCGGCACCGGCGGCACCCGUGGAUCAUCACCAUGGGGCACCGGCCCAUGUACUGCUCCAACAACGACCACGACGACUGCACGGAGCACGAGAGCAUCACUCGCCGAGGGCUCCCCCAACAUCUGUACGGCCUGGAGGAUCUGUUCUAUAAAUACGGUGUCGACCUAGAGCUGUGGGCCCACGAACACUCCUACGAGAGGCUGUGGCCUGUCUACAACUACAAGGUCUACAACGGCAGCGCCGAAUCGCCCUACACCAACCCCCGGGCGCCCGUCCAUAUCAUCACCGGAUCGGCCGGCUGUAGGGAGAGGCUGGACCCCUUCGUCCCCAACCCUCGGGAGUGGAGCGCCGUGCGCAUCGAGGACUACGGCUACACGCGCCUGCAAAUCCUCAACCGCAGCCACAUCUGGCUGGAGCAAGUGUCCGACGACCAGGACGGGAAAGUCGUGGAUGGGAUCUGGCUCAUCAAGGAGUUGCACGGCCCCAAAGCUUGGCAUUAGCCUGGCCGCAGGCACCCAGCCCUGAGCUGAGCAGAGGGACUGCGUCCCCAGGACACCCUGAAAUCCUCGUUAUCUGGCUGGAGGCAGAGCUCCCUGCGGGGCUACAGAUGAAUCCGAUCAAAUCCAAAGGCCGUUCUUGCAGUCCCUGAUGUAUGGCACUGGAAGGACACGCCUGCCCCUGCAGCUGGGGAAAACCUGCUGCUGGGUCUUUAUGAUGGUGAAAAAGCGCUUUGGUGCAACUGAGCGUAUUAGGUCUCAGAGCACUUUAUACGGGUGGGGUUGUGUCUGUGUAUUCCCUGUUUUUGGCAGGGGAAACUGAGGCACAGAGAAAGGAAGAACCGUGACCAAAAUCAUAGAUGUAGGGGUCUUGCUUUCCAGUCUUCCCUGCCCUAAUCACUAGACCCCACUCCCCUCUCAGAGUCAGGAAUAGAACCCAGGAGUCCUGAUGCCCAGCCCCCCUGCCGUAACCACUACACCCCACUCCCCUCCAAUCCCAGGAAUCCUGAUUCCCAGCC